AUGCCUAGGAGCACUCCCAAAGAUUUCUUUCUUUCCAUUCCAUGCCACCGUCUUCCGAAACCAACACCUCCUAGUGAUCAACGUUCUGUAACCGUCAGAGCAAUCAGUGACGACAGCUCGUUGUCGUUCAACAACGCAGUCUCAGUGACCGUCAAAUCUAGUCCUUCUCUUGUGCUCAUCCAGACCGACAAACCCAUUUACGUACAGAAUGACGAAGUCAACAUCCGAGUGGCUGUUCUUGGCUGCAACUUUGUUCCUUGCUGUAGAAUCGAUAAAGAGUGCAUGUGCGACGUUCUUCUCGACAUUAAGAAUCCACAAAAUAUUAUAAUUGAUCGAUUGACCAUCAAGCCAUGCGUUUCUCGAUCUCAAGAAAUGAUAAAGAGACGAAAUUUUAGCUUGGGGUUAACUCCUAUUCAAGGAGAUUGGUCUAUUGUUGCUAAACGAAGCUGUGAUGACACUGUGAUAUCCGAGACAAGCUUUGAAGUGAAGAACUACGAGUGUGACGCAUACACGUAUAUCUGUUUGAGUUUUAUCAAGUUAGUAUUCAUUUUAGUCCUUCCACGCUUUGAUGUCGUCGUCAGAUCACCAGGAUUUGUGAAGACAGCUGAUGAGAAUAUCUGGAUUAAUGUGGCAGCCAAGUAUACUUACAACAAAGGAGUCGUUGGAAGUUUACGUGUGCAACUCGGUAUUUGGAAUGAAACAUCUGAAUCUGCCAACGUUUUCUAUAGCAAUAGCUUUAUUCUGCGACCCAAGGAUUUAGGAAUAAAGAAGAUGACAUUUUCUAAUAUAGGAUACGAUGAGUUUCCAAUUGGUAAACGAUUGUCUGUGUUUGCUGAAGUAACUGAGAAGGCUAGUGGCAUCAAAGCUAGCGCGUUUGACAACAACGCAGUGUUUACGGACAAUCCUAUCAAGCUCGACUGUGACCUCAUGCCGCCAUACUACAAACCAAACGUCACUCUACAGAUGCAGAUUCGUGCUCGUUAUCCAAAAAUGGCGAUAGUGCAGAAGGCGUGUUGGUUACGGCCUCUUAUGAGGGUGAAGGCAAGAGAUCAGAAGUUAGGAGUCGAUUGCAAAUUUAAGAAAUUUUGUUCUGCCUGCACUGGCCUCUUCUCUGUCAGACCAAAGUCGAUUGGAAAGGAGAGGAUUGGAGGAUUUGCUGACUUUGAAAUAAUCAAGUCAAACUCAGACAACGAGAUUUUGCCAAUUACUGUACUUGUAGUUGCCAGAGGGAGCAUUCAGUCUUCACAACACUUUUCUAGUAAGCCAGGUCAGAUCACUACCUUCCAGGUGAAGGUCACUCCUCAGCUGGCUGAUCGUUUCUGCGUCGUUGCUUACUAUUUGAAACGUUGCAAUUGGCACAAACAGGUCAUUUCUGACGUUGCCUGUGUGGACACCGACAAACAGUGUGCAAACGAGAUAUCUCUUAGGUUAUCAAAACCACAAGUAGAACCUGGUUCGCUAGUCAAGCUUGACAUCAAUGUGGAUUGUCCAUUUUCGGAUGUUGCUCUUCUUGCUGUGGACAAGGGAUUGUAUAUUCUCAACAACGAAAGCAAACUGACUCGCGAAAAGAUGUUUAAAAGUUUGGAUAGCUGCUCGAGCUCAUGUGGUCACACUUUGGCAAGCUCAGAUGGUAUAUUUGACGUAGCAGGACUGACUGCGAUUUCACAAACUGAGCUGAAUCCUCAGUGCAGCUGUUGUUCACGAUCCUGCCGUUCUACUUGCCUUAGACCAGUUCAUAUUAUAAUGCUAUUUUCUGUCUUUUUCUUGGUAGAUGAUGAAUGUGCAGCAAAGCGUGAAAAACGUUCUGAUGCACUUGUUUUAGAAAUUGAUAAAUUUAUCCUUCUUUGCUCGAUACUAGCUGAUAACCCUUGUCCCGAGCUUCAUCAGCGUAUUCGAGAUAAGGGUAUUUGGACUAUGCCGAAGCAGAGAUAUGAUUUCUGUUUGAUGGAGUACAAGGAAAUGCUCAAAGGAUCAUUGCUUUUUAAUGUCACAAGUGAAAAAGAAGCUCAUGAACAGUAUGCUUGCUGCCUUGGAAACUUAAGGGCAAAAGCCAAUAUUCCAUCUGAAUUCAAUGACAUUUUUGAAAGCUCUGAUGGACUAUCAUUUAGAAGGAGGACUUCAUUUCCUCACGUCUGGUUGCAAGACAAAGUCAUUACAAAUGGUGAUUCGAAAACAGUCAGUCAUGAUCUUGCAGUUCCUGAUUCGAUCACUACAUGGUCUAUCUACGGUUUGGCUCAAUGUUGUAAAACUGGAUUUUGUGUGUCGGAACCAGUUGAGCUGACUGUUUUCAGACCAAUAUUCGCGGAAUGUCAUUUACCAUAUUCGUUUAAGCGUCAAGAGCAGGUGUCUGUAACUUGUUCUGUAUACAACCACAAUUCAAACCCACAAAGAGCUUGUCUUCAAAUUGUGAAUCCACCCGACAAUCUUUGCACAUCUGCGGGUACCGGAAAGGCGACGACUCCUGUUUGCUUUUUGAUCGACGCUCAGGACACACGCUCGGUAUCCAUCCCUUUGUUGCCUCUUGAAGUGGGCACCACAAAGUUGACUGUAAAAAUGAAGUCAGCGUUCGGAAAUGAAGAAGUAGAAAUGAAAAUCAAAGUUGAACCUGAAGAAGUUAGACGAGAUUAUGAUUAUCGAGCUGAGCUAGAUCCACAAGGUGUCAACAGGGCUGAUCCUGGAGGAUGCAAUCUUGAUCCACCCCAAGAUGCCAGAAUUGGAAAAUGCUUCAAAUCGUUUACUCACAAUGACAAGUGCGAAAAUCCUAUUGAUGGCAACUUUACAAAGGAGCAGUGUUGUAGUGGACAGAUAAGAAAGUCCUCAGUAGCUUUCAGUGAUGGGAACAAAUGUGAAUUGUGUCCGUCAAAAAUAGGUAAAUAUUUUUCCAUUGAUGAAGACAUCGACGGUAAAGUUGACGCAAGAGAAGGAAUCCAGUCUCUAGUUAGACAACCGGGAGGAAGCGGAGAACAGAAUAUGCUGAACUUUGCUCCAACCUGUGCAGUUGUUUCGUUCUUGCACGCCACCAAUGCGACUAUCAACAGCCAUCAUCGCGAAACUCUGAGACAAGGUUACCAGUACCAGAUGACGUUUCGAAAAUCAGACGGAGGAUUUGCAAUGUAUCCGCGUCCAGAGUACGUGUCGACAACUUUCUUGACCUCUUACGUACUUGCGACUGUGUGUCGUGCACGUCACUUUAUUCAAGUUGAUUCUCGCGUGGUUUCUGACGCGUUUUCUUUUCUUGAAUCCCGUCGGAUGGCUUCGGGACAGUUUGACUCCAAGAAACGUAGUUACAACACUAGACAGCUUGGUAGCGACGACAACGUAUACAGGACUGCUUACACGGUUAUGAGCGUCUUGGAAUGCUGUCUUCCCAACGAAGAAGCAAGAUUGAGAUCCAGCGUAUGUCCUUCUGUCACUUACAUACUAAACGAACUUCGAGCUGAUCGAGCUUGCAAGAACUCGGCUUGCAGUGUCUGUAAUGAUGAGAACGUGUGCGAUUUGAGAAUUAUUGACAAUCUGGGACGUGAUCUGUUUAGAGAAGCAAUUAUCAACGAGGAAGGUUCAAGGUAUUGGGAUGAAAAAGACUUUGGUUACAACAGAAGUAUUUCAUAUUACAAGCGGCCUCAAUCCUACGCCGUGGAAAUGACUUCUUUCAUUCUUCAAGCUUGUCUCAUUACCAAAGAUUGCAAAUGCGCAGCAUCUGCUGCUAAGUGGUUAAAUAGCGAUACAGUUAUAGGCUUGAACGCUUUGUCUGCAUUUACUGCUGGUUGUCAAAUCGCCGUCCUUCAUCCUCCCAAUCUUUGUGUAAGAGUAACACAACUAAAUAACCCGGAUGUGGAGUUUGCCAAUUUCAAGAUCAAUCGGUCAAACGCAGCCCUUAUACAACGUAUUCAGGUACCAAUCAAUAACGUGUACCGAGUAGAGACAUGUGGUACAGGUCUUGCACAAUCAAUGGUUCACGUUCAAUACAACGUUCCUUCGACCGGAUAUGAACAGUGUGCGUUCCAUAUAACAACAUACGCGUCUUCAAACAGUGAGGACGGUAACCGCGAGGCAGAAAUUGGCUUUUGCGUUCGACACUUGGGUGAUGGUUGCACCGGUAUGGCUAAUGUUGAAGUAGAAUUGCCAACUGGAUAUGAAGCAUGCAAUAGGUCGUCAACUGACGAGGCUGAUCCUCUCUGUCUUAGUGAUAUACAGUCAUUAGAAGGUGCAAAUAUGAAGCUGGAUUAUUACGAAAUCAACAGCAAAGCGGUUGUUUUCUACUUUGAAGAGCUCUGCAGCACUGAGAGUAUUUGCAUCAAAUUCAAAGCGUACAGAAAGUUUGAAGUCAUGCGUUCUCUGCCUGUCAGUAUCAAAGCCUAUGAUUACUACCAACCAGCUAUAGCAUGCACCGAGUUCUACACUUUAGACGGCAACAGUUCCGAGUUCUACACUUUAGACGGCAACAGUUCCGAGCUGUCUGCAAUUUGUGAUGACAACCAAGAGAGUAGUAACUCACCAAUCUGUGUGUGCGGAGCAGGACGAUGCCCUGUUCUUGGAACAAUAGAGAACAGAGCUUGCAAUGCUUGCGCUUACCACCAUUACGUAUAUAAAGUUCGUGUGCUAGCAGUACAAAAAAGCAAUGGAUGGUCACAGAUCAUAGUCACCGUCAUGGAUAUUUUGAAGCCUGGGAAUGUGGAUCUGAACAUCUCCGAGAACAUCAUGCUUUGGCUUCCUGAAGUCUGCACCCUGAAAGUCGAUCUUCGAGUUGGUAACGACUACCAUGUUCAAGGAUUGGAUGGACCAAAGUUUGUGCUCGAUCACAACUCUCACAUCGAGCAGUGGCCUCGGACAACCUUUAGUGAAUGCAGAGAAAUCGAAAAAGAGGCUUGCAUCAGUAACAAAUGUAAGAAAAUCAAGAAUCCAAAGCGAAACUUGAAUUGUAAGAAGAAAAAGAAGAACAAGUGCAAAGAUGAAGCUGAACAAAAAUGCAAAAAAAUUAAAGAAUUUCGUGAUUACGUCAAGAGCCUCAAAGAAGGUCGUAUCUGUGAAGGAAAGGACAUAUGCUAA
Molecule: messenger RNA, 5046 nt
Organism: Corticium candelabrum
Lineage: Eukaryota; Metazoa; Porifera; Homoscleromorpha; Homosclerophorida; Plakinidae
Product: CD109 antigen-like
Exons: 41
Coding region: 1-5046 (1681 amino acids)
Cellular component (GO): extracellular region
Molecular function (GO): endopeptidase inhibitor activity; protein binding
Source: RefSeq, a predicted model, not a curated record